Caenorhabditis briggsae is the source of this 387-nucleotide messenger RNA. Bases 1 to 387 code for a protein of 128 amino acids. The transcript is spliced from 3 exons. The record is from RefSeq and is a predicted model, not a curated record. Lineage: Eukaryota; Metazoa; Nematoda; Chromadorea; Rhabditida; Rhabditidae.
AUGGUAUACGAUGACGUGGCAGAACAAGAGGAUGAUUCUAAUGGGAUACGACUCCUACCAUGGGACGCGCUGAUCCAUAAAACGGCUCGGGAGAAGAUGAUUCUGGUCGGAGAAGGUUCUAGAAGCCAGGGAACUGCUGCGGGCUUCCGAAGAGACCAUGUAUUCUCAAAAAUGGGACUUCAAGUUAAUGAGAUUGUCGGAAGAAGCUAUCCGAUGGCGUAUUCAUGGUUCGAUCCGGAGGAAAUGACUGUCAUCACAAAAUAUGAUGAUGUGCAAGCGUCACAGAUUUCGCCUGUCACCAGCGCCCGUUUGGAUCGCGAAAAACACGGAAUCGAACCUUUGGAUUUGAGCAUAAUUUCAGUAGAAGAAUCUGGAAAGAAAUUAUAA